CAGGGUGUAUUGCUGUCAUAUAUCACAUUACCUCGUAAAAACGACACUGAAGAUUCUGGCCCAACAAAUCACAGAGAAAAAAAUAUGAGUUCUUAUUAUGUGGAUGGUCUUUUUAACAAAUAUACGGCGAGCGGUUCUUUCUUCCCAAACGCAGACCUAGGUUCAUGCACUCUUGGACCCGAUGGAGAAGGACCCGCAUCUGCUCACAACGCCGCAGCCCCUGCCUUCCCACCGUCCCUGUCCGGACUUUACAACGUCAACAAUGCAAUCUACCAGAGCCACCCGAUGUUUAGCCCUGGUUAUGGCCAGGGGCCGGACAUUCGCAGUCUGCACUGCAGCUCCUUCGACCAGAGCCGUCUGUUCGGGGACAGCUGUGCCCAGCCGGGGCCCCUCACCUCGCCAGAGGACAAACACUACCGAAUGUACCCCUGGAUGAAAACAUCAGAUCCAAACAGAAAGCGUGGACGUCAGACCUACUCCCGGUACCAGACACUGGAGCUGGAGAAAGAAUUCCACUUCAACCGGUACCUGACCCGCCGGAGGCGCGUGGAGAUAGCACAAGUGCUCUGCCUGACCGAGCGCCAAAUCAAAAUCUGGUUCCAGAACCGGAGGAUGAAAUGGAAGAAAGAUCACAAGGACGAGUCCUCGAGCUCGACCCCCGGUGCCACCAGUGAGGACGUAAACGAGGAUGAUGACAGUGAUCCGGUAACCGACGGACAGUCCAAGGCCGAGGACGCCGAGUACGGAGAUUCCCAGUCCACCGGUGUGGCGUCAGAAACCCCUGCAAGAGGAGAUGGAGACAAGGAGGCGAUUAGAAACACUCCAUAAAUGUUCAUAUUGGUCAAUAAGGAAAUGUUCUAGAUGUAGACUAUCACAGAAUCGAUACACUCUGUUCGAUCAUGCUAUUCAGAGCUUAGAAGCCUGAUUGAGGAAACGAUUUGCAGGGCUGAAAUUGAGACGCACUAAUUUAAUAUAUACAAGCUAGUGAAAACACUGGCUAUAGCUAUAAAAUGCAUAUGGCUAUAGGAAGAUGAAAGGGAACGGAUACUACCUAUUUACU
Molecule: messenger RNA, 1060 nt
Organism: Salvelinus namaycush (lake trout)
Lineage: Eukaryota; Metazoa; Chordata; Actinopteri; Salmoniformes; Salmonidae
Product: homeobox protein Hox-A7-like
Exons: 2
Coding region: 85-828 (247 amino acids)
Biological process (GO): anterior/posterior pattern specification; regulation of transcription by RNA polymerase II
Cellular component (GO): nucleus
Molecular function (GO): RNA polymerase II cis-regulatory region sequence-specific DNA binding; DNA-binding transcription factor activity, RNA polymerase II-specific
Source: RefSeq, a predicted model, not a curated record